AUGUCUACACUUGGUGAUAAGGAGAGUAUAAUUUUUAAAGAAAAGAGCUUUGGAGGUGAGAAAUGGUCUUUACAAAAUGGAAGUAGAUACGGAAACCAAGCUGGCGCUUUAAGAUCUCUCAAGGUUGGAAAAUUCUGCAAAGUUAAUAUUUGGGAUAAAAAUGGAACAAUGCAAACAUUCCUUGGUGGUGAAUAUCCAGAUAUUACUGAUAAAUUACCUAAUGUUGAUAUUGUCCAAGCAAUUGAUGUUCAAUUCAAAUACUCUGUUGAUAUUAGAUUUAAACACAAUGUACAAGGUAGAGAUCCAAACGAUUUCAAACUUACUGUUAUUCCAUACCAAUUAAAUGGUGUUGAAAUUGUUAGUGGCGGAGAUUACUCUGGUGUUCAAAUCCCAGAAUUAAAUCCACCAGAUUCUGAAAUUGUAUGCCAAAUUUCAAUUCGUGAAAUAAAAUGGCCUGGUCAAGUCUUUGCUAAUGGAAGUAUUUAUUUUAAAUACACCCCAUCAAACAAUACCGUAUCAUACAGAAAAACUGAAGGAUGGCCAACAAACUGUGAAAUUGUACAAGAUGAUGUAUCCGGUUUUACUAUCACUCUCAAAAGUAUUUAA
Dictyostelium discoideum AX4 is the source of this 606-nucleotide messenger RNA. RefSeq lists its product as hypothetical. The record is from RefSeq and is a predicted model, not a curated record. Gene Ontology annotation, cellular component: plasma membrane. NCBI's taxonomy places the organism in Eukaryota, Evosea, Eumycetozoa, Dictyosteliales, Dictyosteliaceae. The transcript is spliced from 3 exons. Bases 1 to 606 code for a protein of 201 amino acids.